This is a messenger RNA of Vicia villosa (hairy vetch), 1127 nucleotides long. RefSeq names its product tetraspanin-6-like. Bases 121 to 972 code for a protein of 283 amino acids. Gene Ontology annotation, cellular component: plasma membrane; plasmodesma. NCBI's taxonomy places the organism in Eukaryota, Viridiplantae, Streptophyta, Magnoliopsida, Fabales, Fabaceae. The record is from RefSeq and is a predicted model, not a curated record. The transcript is spliced from 3 exons. Gene Ontology annotation, biological process: auxin-activated signaling pathway.
AUUCACUCAUUUUCACAAACAUUGAUCAACUAAAGUUUCUAACUAUACACUCCCUUUUAAAUAGACACAAAGAAGACACCACAAUAAAAUACCAAUAGAGAGAAACUAAGAGUAAGAAACAUGUAUAGGUUCAGCAACACAGUGAUAGGGUUCUUAAACUUGUUAACACUAUUAGCAUCCAUACCAAUAAUUGGAGCAGGAUUAUGGAUGGCAAGAAGCAGCACAACAUGUGAAAAUUUUCUCCAAACACCACUUCUUGUAAUAGGUUUUAUUGUACUUGUGAUAUCAUUAGCCGGUUUCAUUGGUGCUUGUUUUCAUGUAGCAUGUGCACUAUGGUUGUAUUUGGUUAUCAUGUUGGUGCUAAUAGCAGCACUAUUGGGUGUAACUGUAUUUGGUUUUGGUGUGACUAGUAAGGGUGGUGGUGUUGAAGUUCCAGGUAGAUCUUACAGUGAGUAUCAUCUUAUGGAUUAUUCACCUUGGUUGAAGAAAAGAAUAGAAAAUCCUAAGUAUUGGAAUACUUUAAGGAAUUGUAUUUUGGGUUCUAAAACUUGUGAUAAACUUGCUUCUUGGACUCCUUUGGAUUAUAUGCAGAAUGAUAUGUCUCCAAUACAGUCAGGAUGUUGUAAGCCACCAACAGCUUGCAGCUACAACAUGGAAUCAGUGAUGCUGAAUCAAGACUCAGAUUGCUAUAAAUGGAAUAAUGCACCAACCGUGUUAUGUUAUGAGUGUGAUUCAUGCAAAGCCGGUGUACUUGAAAACCUAAGAAGGAAUUGGCAUAAAUUAUCGGUUCUCAUUGUCACGAUGCUGGUUCUUCUCAUAGGGAUUUAUUCGAUUGGUUGUUGUGCUUUCAGAAAUGCGAGAAGAGCUCAAACGGAUUAUCCGUAUGGUGAAAAUCGAAUGACCAAAGUUCGGCCUAGAUGGGAUUAUCAUUGGUGGAGAUGGUUGCAUGACAGGAAAGAACAGCUUUAUUAGAAGAUAAGCUCUACCAUCCAUGGAUUGUGACAAUUCACUUCUUUUUACAGUGUUUUGUUUGUUAUUUCUAGUAUCAGUUUUCUAGUUGGGUGCUUUUUUUUUGUAUAAAACUUGAUUUUGCUUUAUCUCAAUUAUCAUAGCAGACAGUUGCUUUA